Molecule: messenger RNA, 6602 nt
Organism: Myripristis murdjan (pinecone soldierfish)
Lineage: Eukaryota; Metazoa; Chordata; Actinopteri; Holocentriformes; Holocentridae
Product: mucin-5AC-like
Exons: 5
Coding region: 343-5136 (1597 amino acids)
Biological process (GO): signal transduction
Molecular function (GO): protein kinase binding
Source: RefSeq, a predicted model, not a curated record
GGCGUCAGUUGCUCUCAGUGCGGCCGGCGGAGCGGAUCAGCCGGUAACGGGAACAGUAAUGGCCAAGAGUUGAUCAAACAUGGCCAGACAGAGGAAUUACAAAGUUUACCAAAGAAGGAGAUUACAUGAAGUAAACUGUACAGUGUCCGGCGCCAAACUGUUGAAAGGUUUUCACCGCAGACAAGGAAUUAGGACGCUUUUACACAACUUGGUUCCCCCAGAGUCUGGAGAAGUUUAGGAGAGAAGCGCGCUUUGGGGAUUUUUUUUUUUUUUUUUUUUUUUUUUUAACUAUUUUAAUUUACUCUUUCUUUCUGCCUGUUGCUUUUCAUUUGGUCUCGAGUCAUGGCUCUGUCCCAGAUACAGUGCCUGGACGAUAACCACGUGAACCCGCGGACGCACGAGUCCAAACCGGAGUUCCUGUACUGCGAGGACCAGCGGCUCGCGCUCGAGUCUCUGCUCCGGGACGGUCGCGAGGCGUUCGUGAAGUUCCUGGAGGCUCGCGGCCUGCGGGGCUUCCUCUCGGACCCGGAGCUGGAGGCUUUCACCCGGGUGGUGGAGCCUUACGACCCGGGAUGCGAGCUCUUCCCGUCGGAUGCGGAGGACGACGAGCCCCCGCUGUCGCUGCACUACUGGCCGGAGCUGUCGGACACGUCGGUCCCCCGGUUGGACCUGGGCUGGCCGGACUGCACGUCCUACCGGGGGGUGACGCGCGCCAACGUGUACGCGCAGCCAUCGCUCAGUGGCGAGGGGCACAUCAAAGAGAUUGUAAGGAAAGCAAUUGCGCAGGCGCAAAAGGUGAUUGCAGUGGUGAUGGACAUUUUCACCGACGUGGACAUCUUCAGGGACUUGAUGGACGCCGGCUUCAAGAGGAAAGUUUCGGUCUACAUCCUGCUGGAACGCACAGCUCUACCUCACUUCCUGUCCAUGUGUCAGAGGGCCAACAUGCACACCGGGCACCUCAAGAACCUUCGUGUUCGCUGUGCAGGAGGAGCAGACUUCUACACUCGGUCCAGUACCAUGGUCCGAGGCCGGAUGGGACAUAGAUUCAUGUUCAUAGACGGAGACAAAGCUGUGUCUGGGUCAUACAGCUUCACCUGGAUGUCAUCGCGGCUGGACAAACACCAUAUCACCGUGGUAACAGGCCAGGCAGUGGACGCCUUUGACCGGCUAUUCUGUCACCUCUACAUGACCUCCAGCGCUGUUGACCUUCGACAGGUCGUCACGGAGACCGAACCUGAGCCGGAGCUCCUCCCACAGCCACUCUCUGUUGCGCCUCCCUCUGCUGAAGUUGCUCGGAAGCUCUAUAACCCCAAAUACGCCCUUCUUGCCAUAGGCAACAGCAGCUUCAAUCCCACCUCCUCCUCUGGCCGCAACAGCCCCAAAGACCCCAAUCCCCAAAAUGAAGCGCCCCCAGAAACCAAGAGGAGGAGGCGGAGGGGGGCUAGCAAAGAAGCUGUAGAAGCACCCCCCAUUCACCCCGGGAUAGCCAAUCUGGAGAAGGCAAACCUGAUCCCAUACCUGCCUACCUGGCCAGAGCCCGACCCUCCCAGUGAUGUCAUCGGGUUCAUUAACAUUAGGGACGCAAACCGGCCAACACAGGUUCAUCUGCAGCGCUCUGAGAUGUUUGAGACCAGCCAGGCGAUCAGGUUCAGCAGCCCAGUCAGCAUGCCAGAGAAAACCCUGCCAGAGGUCGCCAAGCCCAUGCGGCCCACUGCUAAAAAUGAGGGGAAACAGGGAGUCCAGGCAAAAGUUAACACCAAGGUGUCUGUGGAAGACCGAGCACAGCAAAUUCAACCCAACACGGAGCCUUCUAGUGUUAAAGUUAACACACUAACACCAGAGGAGAAAGCACAUCUGCCCGGACCAAAUACACACACUGCUGAACUGAAACUGGGCAACACACACAAUUCUACCCAUAACUCAAAAUCUCAACCUGAAACAGAGACUCACAGGGAGGAGGCUAAAAUGCCUGCACUCAACACUGAGCAUAAUCUGCCCUCAGACACACCCAGCAGCCAAAACACCACUCUUCACCUCAACGCACACACACCUCAGAAACUGAAUAGCGAUGUGUCCAGACCUGGAUACGCGAUGCCUCACACUGUCGUCACAAAUGACACUAAGCCGGAGCCCCUCCCUGUGUUGAAAACAGAAAACACUACACAAACUGAACCUAGUUUAAACACACACAAGGAAUCCAUGUACAGUUCACAUACCCUCGACUCACACAGCCCGCAAUCCUCUCACCCUGCUGGCUUGAGCACAGAUACUGAAAAUGAUUCAGUGCCUUCAACUAUCAGUCUAGUUCCCUCAUCCUCCAUCAGCUCCAUGCCAACCUCCUCUCUUUCCUCUCCCCCUGUUACCUCUUCUUCCAUGAACUUAGAUCCUCCCAUCACAUCUCUCCCAUCUCCUCCCCUCACUGCAUCCUCCACCUCCACUCCGCCUGUCCCUAAGCCUCGUACCGUCCAGCUGGUUAUCAAAGGCAGCGGUGGUCUGGACCUGCCGGAGGUCAGUGUAGCCAUGAGGUCUGGGAGCCUGGCCAAGACUGGGCCACUGCCGGACCACAAUGAGCCCGCCAAACUGCCUGUGACUGCAGCUCUAACACAGUCAGGAUCCGACCCUCUUCCCCACGUGGAAAAAGAAACUGAAACUGUGCCAACACCACAAAAUGAGAGUGGAGCAAAAAAUGGAGUACAAACAGGCACUGAGAAUAAUUUGUGGAAACCUGCAGAAGGACGUUUGGCCGCACAGCAAACACAGAGUGUGACUUCACAGGAAAGAGAGGGAAUUUGUGAGGCAUUAACUGGACAACGGUCUGAUCGCAAGAACAGAGCAGCAAAACAAAUGGAUGCUGGCACCAAACUACAAGUCCAGUCAGAUGUUUUGAUGGCCAGUGCACCACAGACAGACCAUGUGAAUUUCAAAGACAUAACGCCAAGAGGGGUUGAGAGCAAGACUUUGGCAUUUAAAGAGCUCAAUAUUACACCAAAGCCACUGAUGGACUGUGUGACCCCAUUACCAAUAGACACCAAAGUCACAGCAAGACCGCCAACAGGCCGUGAUUCCUCAAAAGCACCAGGUGAGAAUGUAAAACAACCAAAAACAGAACUUGCAACAGCAAAGGAACCUCAAAGAAUUUUGAAUUGUGUAUUGAAACCACAGAACAAAGGUCCAUUGGCAUCUGUGGACUCUAUAACCCCUGAAGUUGGUGCGAACAUUCUUGUUUCUGCAACACAUACGCAUAAACACAACCCAGUUUUGGACACACACACACCCAAACACAGUGUUGAUGGUACUGCACCACUUGACAGUUGCCUACACACACACAAGUCAACACACAACACACAGGACAAGUCAAAACACUGCACAGACAACAUGCUGAACACUACAAAACCCAGCACGCAUGGCACUUUUCAAGAAUCCCAACAAAACACCAACAUCAAAGGAAGCUCACAGAUAUCCAAAAAAUCCAUGUACCUUCAUUUUCCCGAUUCGGCCACAAACACACCAGAGCUGCGUUCCCCAACAUCUGAGAGAGACCCACGGUCACACACACCUUUUUUGCGCACUCCAACACCCGACAAACUCCACCCUCGUACACCCACACCAGACUCACGAACACAUACUCCAGACCCACGCUCAUCCACUCCAGAUUUUCGGACCAUGUCAGAUGUGAGUGAUGGGUACCUUUCUCCAAGGGAGGACUCCACUCUCUCCAACACUUCAGAGGAGUAUUAUGAAUGUAGCAGCUCUCCUCUCCAUGACCCCGUCUUUGACCAAGUGGAUUAUCUCAGCCACUGGACAACGGAGGAUUGUAUUCACUCUAUGCUGACAAAUACUGCCACCACUGCAACUCCAACCACCGCUGCUAAACCCACUCCAACUAGUCCUUUGUGUAUAAAGACUAGUGCAAGUGCUAUCUCAUAUGGUGCUUCAGAUAAGGAUAUGUCUGUUAGUGAUCCACAAAGAUUACCUGGUACUUCUAUGAGAACCUCCUCUUCCUCUGUAAUUGAUUGGAAAGAGAAGCUGACAAAAGAAGAAGGGGAAUCCACAAAGGAGAAUAGAGGAGAAGAUGAAGAAGAGGAGAGGAAAAUGAUUGUGACAGAGAGAUGGAACAGGACAGAGAAAGCAUCCCGCAUUUCCCAGGGGACAGAACGGGGCAACAGCUGCCUACCCUCAGAAACAAAAAGAACCACUAACCACUUUACAGAGGAGCCAGGUACGUCUGAAAUGUUGCCUAAAACAGAAAAAAAUGAGGAUGCUAAACCCCAAGCCCCCAAAAGAAAGAGGGCACUCACAAUAGGAGAUGAUGUGGUUGCCGGCAGAGCAAAUAAACCCCAAGAGUUGUCUAAGAAGGGAGCAGAAACAGAAGAAUUGCUUGCUGAAUUUAAAGCCAAGGAGCAAGAGAGGCCAGAGGAAGUGAAUUCAGGUGGAGAGAGAGCAGCAGAAACAGCAGCACUUGGACCCAGCAGUGUGGAGAGGAAAGACAGGCUGCAGCCUGCCAGAGACGCCAAGGGAAAGAAGCCGAUGAGAACUCCUUCCAGACCUCCACAAUGGCAGCAGGAGGAGGACAGUCACACGCCCCCUCAGUCCCAACCUGCCUCUCCCUCCAAAACUGCUCGUCCCUACCCAACUCCCCAGCCCUCAGCGGGACGUCCUGGUGGAGGCCAGGUGGAGACAGGGACCAAAUCCUCAUCUCCCUCCAGACCGCCAUCCAGACAGUCCCCUCCGCUCGCAGGGAGAAGGCAGACCGACACCCCCCCUGCCAAACGCAGUCCCACCUCCAGGCAGUCUCAGGGCAGAGCCAGAGCGGGACAGACACAGAGCCAGGCUUCCUACCCAAAACCCCAGCCCUCUUUUCUGCACACACACUCAAACCUGCAGUCCCAGCUCCAGACUCAGUCCCAGCCUGCCUUAUCCCAGAUGCAGGCGCAGCCCGGUGCGAGGCAGGGCUCAGUGGCUGUGCCUGGGCCUGGGGACACAGCAGGCCAGGCGGACGGUAAAUCUCCGUUCAGUUUGUCCUUCAGCCGGCUGUACAACCUCAAGGGCUUGAAGGACAAGAUGAGCAAACCCCCACCCCAGAGCAGGAGGAGCAGCACCCCCUCUCCUGCACAAACACGCAAAAGCACAGGCUAGUGACUGCCGGAACUUUGAACUAUGAACUAUGAAAUAUCAACUUUGACUUGUUGGGUUGUCCUGUUUCUCAUGAUGUAGGACGCACUUUACGUUGUUUCUAACAUGGCAGUUUGUAUCAUCCUGGAUGAAACCAUUCUUGUAUAUGUUUGUAUGCUGCUUUUAUUUUUCUUUACUACCUUAACGGGUCCAAACAAAUAGUGCCUUGGUAGGUGUUUGACACUAAAACCACUCAGCUUUGUUGAUUUUAUUGAUCAUGACAUAUUUCACAAUAACUUGUCACGUAACAGCUGGCCCUGAAAUGCAGCUGAUGUCAAACAAGGAGACCCCAGACAGGAAGUGAGGUUUCUUCAGACCCUUAAAAAUGCAUGACUUUCUCACUGUACUUUAUUCGAGGCUAUAUUUUAGUUAGUGGCUUUUUACAUGUCCGCAUCAUGAACACAUGAUCAUUUGAAUUUAAAUGUGUCAUGUUUUGUCAAAAAAAACAAAAAAAUUAAAAAAAAAAAAAAACCCUCAACCUUAGCCAUAAAAUAAGGGUACUAACAGGCUGGGAAGUCUUGUCUAGUCACAGAAUAAUCAGUUGCUUCUACAACUGACCUCUGACCCCUGACCUGUGGCCUUCAGGAAUUCCUGGAAAGGUCAUGACCUCUGAUGGCCUGGAGGUAAAAUUUUCUCAUGAACCAUUGCUUUCCACACAGGCAUUUUUCAAUUGUGGUGUUUCUGUAUACCAGACACAUGACCCUUUUCGUUACAUUCAUUUGCUGGCAAUGAUAUGGGCUCUGUUAUUAUCUGUUUGUAAUUCUUACCACCUCACAUUCAGCCAAGAAAACAAAAUCUUUAAAGGUUCAAAUGGUUAACAUGACAGGCAGGCAGCAAUAAUAAUAAUAAUAAUAAUAAAAUGCCUUGGUUUACAUGAAUUGAAUGUGUUCCUGCUUUAUCAUGCUUUUUCCCUCCUGUGUGUGUGCAUCUGCAGUCACAAAGUGUUACAGGUACCAAGCAGAAUGGAAACACUGAUGUUGAAUGUUCCUACAUUUUUUUUCUGACGCCGCAAAUCUUUUACCUGAUGGGUUUUUAUCGUUAUUUUGUAUUCCUCUAUUGCUGUACAUUCUGUACAUUGAAAGACCAAGGGAGACAAGUUAUUGAUUUAUUCUUUGUUUACACAAAAUCCCAUUUAGAUUCCAAAUGCCGUCUCAAUUUUGGCUGGAAGACAAAGUCACCGCAACUACAGCCAAACAAAGCAUAAGUUAUCUUCUGAGUAGCACAGUAAGCCUGGGAUAAAGGAGAAUUGUUACCCUAAAGACAGAUACAGAUGUCCUGGAGAUUGUAAUACAAGUGUGCAACAAUGUGAUGACGAUGCCCUUGAAUUCCUCUGCAGAAAAGGGGGGAAAUAUGCACCGACUUGCCAUUUGCAGUGCAAAUAAAUUCAUCAGUGAGAUCAUUGAAAUGUCUGCUAAUCUGUCCCAUUACAA